This is a messenger RNA of Drosophila erecta, 811 nucleotides long. RefSeq lists its product as uncharacterized. The coding region runs from base 65 to 754 and encodes 229 amino acids. The transcript is spliced from 2 exons. The record is from RefSeq and is a predicted model, not a curated record. NCBI's taxonomy places the organism in Eukaryota, Metazoa, Arthropoda, Insecta, Diptera, Drosophilidae.
ACUAACUGGGAAUUCGAUAUAAAAAUCACUGCUAGCGAGAUCGAGCUUCAGUAUCAGAUCGAAUAUGCAACUAUGUAUUAUACUUGCGCUGCUUGGCUGGAUCGCCGUUGUAAAUGCUGGUGGUCUAAGCCAACUUUUCCUAACGGCAUCAAAUAGACCAUCUUCCAAUGAAAACUAUGAUCAGCCUUCGUCUAAGCAGGCCAUAUCGACCAUUAAACAGUGCAAGCCCGUUGAAACUACGACUUUAGAGCCAAAUGAACUGCAGCAACGUACCAUUUCUCUUGGAGUUGCCAGCACAAGAGAUACUGUACCCCUUCCAACUCUGGCUCCCAGCUCCUCUAUAAGUUCCACGGAAAUCAACACUAAUAUUAAUAAAAUACCCGAUAAAAAGGAGAGGGGGGUUGUGCCUCUACCAACACUUAAACCCACUUCCACUUUAAGCCCGAUUCAAGCUAGCAGUGAAGAUGAUCAAAGGAGUGUACCUCACAGCGGUAUUAGAGAAAUAAUUCCAUUGGCUGCAAAGGCACUGCGAAUAAUUAAAGAAAAGGUUGAUGAAAUUGUACCCAAUUCAAUACCAAUUGAAAAACUUGUACCACUACCAACUCUAAGGCCAACUUCCACUUCAACAACUACCGAAGCUCUCUUGGAAACGGAAGACCAAACCCAGGAUGAUUGCGAAACCCUUCCGGAUGGUAUUGGAUCACGAUUAGAUGCCAAAACACUUAAAACGUUAGUUAAAACUCAAACGGGAUGAAUAAGAAGUUUUCAUUUACAAGUUACAAAAUAUCUAAUAAAUUCUUGAUACCAAGAA